GCCAAGCAAAAUCAGCAGCAGCAGCAGCACUUAAUUUUACAGUAAAUUUAAUCUUGUUUUCAUGAAACCCAGCUGAGAAACUUGUGCCUUUUGUAGGAGUCACAAGUAACAAACCAACUGCAUUUAUCGUGCCUGUGCUCAGGUAUCACAAAAGGGAGUUAUUCCCUCCUCGGUGGGCUGUGGGUGCACGUCGCACGUAUGCAACGGCUGUGCCUGCUCUCAUGUUCAAAGCCAUCUUGGCUCGUGGAGCCAGCGUGUUAUUAAAUGCUGUCUGCUGAGUCUCCUGCCCCGGAGAAUAACCCCAGGACUGGGAGAUCAAUAACUUUAUUGGCAGGGAAUUCAGGUGUACAUUGCGGAAGGUCUGUUUGAGACUUUCUGCCUUGCAAACCUGCUUAGUCCUACCUGAGAGGCACUGGGUUUUCUUCUCAAAUUUGUAAUUUUGGGAGAACCAACGUGUUGUCCCAAGAAGUGGUUUCUUCCAGUGACUGCUGAGCGUGCACUGGGCAUUUUUAUAGGUCAGAAAUCCAGGAGCAACCACCGACCUCUGGCACAACAGAAAGUAGGUCAGAAGAAUUUCUCUGUGUUAAUUUUGACUUAGGAAGCCUCUGCCUUCCUUCUUCAAUCUUAAAAAUUCAGGGAUGGAAAAUCCACCCGCUGUGGGAUAAGUUGCCCUGUGUGUGCCUGCCUCAGCGUGGUAAAAGCUCGCACUUUGAUUCUGACAUAACACCAGCUCACAGCCGUUGUACCUCGUUAUAAUUUUGUCUGCUAAACCUCAGAGCCUACUCAGUUCUACCCUGAACGAAGUUGCUUCUGCAGCCUGCGAUCCUGUCGCUCUAAUGAGCUAAACAAGUUCAGCAAGGACUGUCUAAAGCAACUGCCCGUGUUGCAGAGCUUGACCCCGCAGCGGUGUCAGAAGCGGCUCCCCCAUGGCUGCAGCCGGCAGCGAGGGGGUGGCACGGACCCCGCUCCUGCCAGCCAGUGCUGUCCUGGCCCUGCUCGGUGUCCUGGUCUACCUGGGCGCUCUGUGCACUGCCUGCAGACGCAAGGGCAGGAAGAAGAAAGUCCCUCCGGAUGGGGUGAAGCUGGUGGAUGAGUCCCUGCUCAGACAGACGCAGCUGCGGUCGCUCAGCAAAUCCGACACGAAGCUGCACGAGCUGUACCGGGUGAAGGCCAGGGACGACACCCAGCGGCCGGCCAGCCUGGAUUUCCCCUGCCCCACGGCCCCCACGGCCAGUGCCGACUCCCUGCACAGCCCCGGCAUCAGCGUCCUGCUGCACCGUGAGCUGCCCCAGAUCCCCAUCCCCGACCCCCCGGCUGCCUCCCCGUCCCCCGACCAGACCUACUCCAACCUGCUCUUCACCCCGCUGCGGAAACCGGUGCCAGACACGGUCUAUGAGUGCCUGGCGGUGGGAGGGGAGGAUGCCCUGGUGCCCUCCGUGCCCGCUGGCACCCAGUUGCCCCCUCCACGUGCCGGGCACGGGGCGGCCGAUUACGCCUGUGUCCGCAAGGUGAAGAAGACGGUGCCCGGGGACGUGCAGGAUGGGGCCGUGGCAGGGCCUCCCAGAGCAUUGCAGUGCUGGGAUGGCAUGGGUGAUGCUCCCCGGGCGAAGCUGGAAGAGAUGUACUCGACAGUGUGCAAAGCCACCAAGAAGAAAACCCAGGUCCCCGCAUCAUCCCCGAGGGCCGAGAGGGAGGUGGGUGCUGGGUGGCCGCCCCCCCGCCGGGAGGAGGGUGCCCCGGCCGGGUGCUGGUCCUCGGCAGCCCAAGGCCCCCCCGAUCCCUGCUACGAGUCCAUCAACGACAGAGCCUGGACUGCUCAGGGCCGCAGCCCCGAGCCGGACUACGAGGCCGUGGACGUUAACUGGAAGAAGGUGGCAAAACGGGACAAGCCGGGGAAGCCCUGUGCCCCCGAAAACCUGUACGAAAGCGUCGGCGACAUUUGGGCGGCGGAGUCCCGGCGAGCAUCCACCAGGACGGCGGCCAACGGGCUGGAGGUGUACAUCACCAACCUAUAGCAUCCCCCCCCCCAGGGAGCGGGGUCCUCGCCGCAGGGUGGUCCCACCCCAGUCGGAUGCUGUCGGGGAGGGGGGAUCCCCUGGGACCGGCUUUCCACGGGGUUGAGCCUUGCGGGGAUGGGCGCACACAAAGCCGGUGCCCGCUGGGGCGGCUGCAUUCUGUAUAUAUGUUAUGUUACUUUUCUUUAAGCCUCCUUGUCCUGGCUCAACCCACCCGGUGCGAGCAGGUUGAUGUUGGGAUGCCCCGAGAUGAGCAGUUUAUGGGUGCUGGGUGCCACGUGGGAGCCUGGUGGGACAGGGCUGGUGCUGCCACCAAGGUGGGAACCAGGUUGGGGCCGGUUGUGUUUUGGGGUGGGUGGUGGCAGGGCUGUGGGCCAGUCCUGGGGCCCUGGGCUGCAGGAUCAGGCCCCUCAUCAGUGGGGUUAUGCCAUGAGCGAGGGUGUCCAUCCUCCUCCCUCUGCCUGGGGGAGAGCAGGGGCCUGUCCAGCUCCCGGGAUGCACGGAGCAGCUUUGCUCCCAUCACUGAAUGUCCCCGGUUAUGGGGACCAGGGGCCAGCCCCAUGCCUUGGUGCAAGGGAGAGCGAGGCGGCCGCCUGUCCUCCAUCACCCACUCCCACCCUUCGGACGUGUGCAAGGGUGCCUCCAUGAGCAGCCGUCUCCCAAACACCAUUAAAAGGCUGAGAGGGGUUUAUCCUUGUCAGGAGAAAACACUCUUAAACUGGAUCUAAAACCCUGGUGCUGGUGCUUGGUGCUGCUGCUGCAGCAACACGGCGGUGCCGGCGCUGGGAGAGUGGCUUUGGGUGCAGCGUAACCGUGAGCGGGCGCACCUGUGCUGCACGGGUGGUUUUACACCUCCGAGAUGGGGAUGCACAGCCACCGCCAAGAGCUGCUGAAAUGCGGUGGGCCAUCCCGGAGCAGGGAUUCACUGUGGCUGUGCCUAAAACCGCGGCUCGGGGGCUCUGCGUGGGGUCAGGGUCAGAGCUGGGGAGCAUUUGCACAGCGUUUGCUGCCUGCUCGCCUCCGCGUCGCUCCCGCAGGUGCUGCAGCCUCAACGGGUGCCAAAAAACGCUCAGGAGAGCUGGACGCGCACCCGGAACCCUCGGACCCUGGGGCUCA
Messenger RNA from Harpia harpyja (harpy eagle), 3131 nucleotides. RefSeq names its product Lck interacting transmembrane adaptor 1 (gene LIME1). Gene Ontology annotation, biological process: B cell receptor signaling pathway; T cell receptor signaling pathway. NCBI's taxonomy places the organism in Eukaryota, Metazoa, Chordata, Aves, Accipitriformes, Accipitridae. Bases 927 to 2015 code for a protein of 362 amino acids. The transcript has 6 exons. The record is from RefSeq and is a predicted model, not a curated record.